AUGAAUAAUAGUAAAAGCAGUAGUACUUUACCAGAAUCAAUGCAGCGUAUGAUUACACCUCAUUAUGAGCAGAUCGUCAAUGAAAUUGAAAAUAUUUAUCAUCAUCCUGACAUAGGACUUGUUACGAUGGCCCGAUGGCUUGAUCUAUCUAUUAUGGCACCAAAUAAGAAGAUAAGUAUAUUACUCAUCGGCAAUCACAGUGCUGGUAAAUCAUCUCUUGUCAAUUGGUAUAUUGAAGAUAAUGUUCAACGUACUGGAGUAGCUAUUGAAACUCAAGGUAAAUCAAUUGAAAUAAAAUCAUCACUUGCAAUCAUUACAUUUACAUUUGUAGGUGUAUCCAUUAUUACCAGUGGUAAAAGACGAGAGUCACUCAUGGGUCCAGCAACAAUGCGUUUAUUUCCUUAUCUUCAUCCAUUGGGAAAUAUUCCUGGUCUUCUUAACUAUUUAACUACGGAAAUAUCUUCAUCAAAACAAAAGAAAUUUCCACUUGUUUCAUUUAUCGACACACCAGGUCUUGUCGAUGGUGCUAUGGCAUAUCCAUUUGAUGUUGAACAAGCAAUUCUUUGGCUUGGUGAUCAUGUUGAUCUUAUAUUUGUUUUAUUUGAUCCCAUUGGUCAAGCUUUAUGCAAACGAACAUUAACACUUGUUGAACAACUAAAUAAAUCAAAUCCAGAAAAGAUGCAUUAUUAUUUAGCUAAAGCUGAUGAAGCUGGUAGUGAUCGUGAUCGACAUCGUGUUCUUAUGCAAAUUGUACAAAAUUUAUGUCGACAACCAGAAAUUUCCAAAACGAAUUUUGAUAUGCCAACUAUUUAUUUACCUGAUUUAGCUAAGGAAACACGCUGUACAAAUCAAAUUCAUGAAGUUUGUUCAACAAUCGAUCAUGCUGUUUUCAGUGGGGUACAAAAAUCACUCAAUACAUUAUAUAACGAUUGUAAACGCUUGGAACAAUGUAUUAAUGAACGAUUAGUUUUACAUAAAAAAACUCAAAUUAAACAUCGAUCAUGGAAUAUUAAAUUAUCCAUUGUUCAGUUUAUUUCAUUAUUACUUGUUAUACUUUCAUCCAUAUUACUUUUGAGACGAUAUCUUGAAACAUCUCAUUUAAAAAUUCCAAUUGCAUUUCUUGAUGAGUCUUCAACAUCAUGGCAAAUCAAUUCUACUCUUAAUUCAAUUGAUGAUUUUCUUUUUUAUCCAGCUUAUUCAUUAUUAUUACUAAUUAUAUUUAUUAAUGGACUUAUUUUUUUUAUUGGACGUUUUAUAAAAAACCGUCAAAAAGAUGUUCUUAACGCUCGAGAAAAAAAGAUGUUUAUAACAUUUCAACAUCAUCUUGAAACAAAUGUCGGUGUUAAACAGAAAAAUCUUUAUGAAUCAUUUUUGGCUGAAGCAAUUGAUUAA
This is a messenger RNA of Rotaria sp. Silwood2, 1392 nucleotides long. Lineage: Eukaryota; Metazoa; Rotifera; Eurotatoria; Philodinida; Philodinidae. The record is from the annotation of a GenBank genome assembly.